GCCUGUUGGCCCAUAUAUCUCUUAAACCUGCCCUUUGAUCGGAAGUUAGCAGCACGCAACUGGUUUGGUUCUCGCGGCCGUUCUCAGCGGUGAAAAAGGAGCUUGCGGCUGCAGCUUGAAAUCGAGUUACGUAAGUGAAAAAAUGAAUGCAUUCAAGGCUUUCAAAGCUCAAGUACCAAUUGCAUGGAGUCCUAACUUAUACAUAACCUUGGUGAGAGGCAUGCCUGGAACCCGGAAACUUCACAGACGUACUUUAGAGGCGUUGCAUCUUGGAAAAUGCAAUCGGACUGUCACAAAACGGAAUACUCCGUCUCUCAGGGGAAUGCUCCAGCAGGUUAAGAGGUUAAUUGUAAUUGAGACAGAAGAGAUGUACAAGGCUCGAAAAGAAAAUGAGUUAAAGCACCGCGCUCUUCGUCCUCCUUUGGUCAUAAACCACUUGCCUUCGCAGGCAAGCAGUUCUUCUUAGACUAUGUUGUUGUGUUAUGUACUUCUUCAAUGUUCUGCUUUCUGGUCUUAUAUUUGCAUCUACUGUUCCUAAAAUCUAUUUUCAAGUAUCACAUCUGUUCAAAGUAUGACUGAUAUAGGGAAGGGAAUAGAGUUUAUUGGAACGUUAUUUUUCAGUUCAUGCAAUGGAUUUAGUCGCGUAUCCUACUUUUUGGUCUAA
This is a messenger RNA of Mercurialis annua (annual mercury), 664 nucleotides long. RefSeq lists its product as uncharacterized. Gene Ontology annotation, cellular component: large ribosomal subunit; mitochondrion. Lineage: Eukaryota; Viridiplantae; Streptophyta; Magnoliopsida; Malpighiales; Euphorbiaceae. Gene Ontology annotation, biological process: translation. The record is from RefSeq and is a predicted model, not a curated record. The transcript is spliced from 3 exons. The coding region runs from base 143 to 466 and encodes 107 amino acids. Gene Ontology annotation, molecular function: structural constituent of ribosome.